UGACCAUUGCAACAAAGUUGCCGACAGGGAUAGUUCUUCCUCCGCUGCUCAACCAAAAAACAGAGCGAUUCAAGAAUGUAGACGUUCCAUUGGGAUAACAACCACGCACAUCGAAACACAGCUAAAGAUGGAGAGGAGUCUCCCUGUGUAGGUCCAUGAUGGACAUCGUCUUGACCACAGCAGCUGAAGGCCCCCUCCAAGCUCAUGUAUGUACGUUGUUAUGGCAACAAUGGAUAGAAACACGGACGUUGAGACCCUGUUGGCUGCGAUCCACCUGGAGCGAUACCUGAAGACCUUCCGCCAGUCUGGCUUCCUCUUGGCCAGGGACCUCAGCCACCUAGACAAUGGAGCUCUCAUCCAGCUGGGUGUAACUGCCACCGGACACAGGAAGAGAAUACUGAGGCUGGUCCAGCACAUUCAGAGGGCUACCAAUCAGAAUCAGUCGAUUCCGGAGCCAUUAGAGCCCUUAUUGGACCGUUGUCAGUCUGAGUCUGACAUUAAUUCCACACCCAUCCAAUCAGGAGGGCCGAGGUCUGACCAAGGGGGCGAAACAGGGGAUAUUCCGUUUGAAGCUUUCUGGAAUAGUUCUGUUCCUAACAUUCCAUCCAUGUUGAUGAACUCCGGGUCAGAACAGCAGCAGUACAAUGGGAAUGUUGUCAUAAAACCGGUUCCAAAACCUAGAACGGUAUUCUACAUACACAAAACAGAACCCGCCCGGUUUCUCUCCUGUCCCGCAUCACUGACACCACCAGAUCCCCUGGUUCUAACCCUAACCAGGAAACCUUCUCAGGAAUCUCUCUGCUUCACCAUAUUGGAAGGUUUGGCUUCAGGAGAAUUUAACACUGACACAGUGGUGGUGGGGCCUGCCCCUAACCCUGCCCCUAACCCUACACCUACCCCUGCCCUGAGACACAGCCUAAGCCUGAGAGAGAGGAGGCUGAGUAACUCCUCAGACUCUGGAGGUCCCCUGCCCCCUGUUCCCCCUCGGCUGAACCGAGGUACCCCUCCAGCCAUGUUUAGUGGACCUACAUCCACACCACCAUCAUCUGGUGGAAGGACUGAACAAAACCAGGACCAGUGCAUGACAACUACACCUCCCUCAUCCCCUUGUAACUAUGACGACACUGGAUUCCCCUCUUUGACCACUUCCCCUCCCGGCUCCCCGAUGGAGAUGGUCUCCAAUGAGAUCUACUGUGGCACUUCACCUGGCACGGCAGCUAGUAGUGGACGGAUUCCCUGCAACGCUCCUCAAACACCCCCACGGCCAGAGAUCCACACCUCUCCUGAAAGAAAUAGCACUUUAAGGAACAACUCUCGUGAAUCGUCCCACGGAGUCCCCAUGGAGGACCCAGAGGAGGAGAUCAGUCCCUACUGUGAAACAGUCUUCCAGACCAGACGACCACUGCAGCACUCUGAGGCGGAAAGGACCAACAGUGAAGGAAAGACCAGAAUGACAAGAAAGGAGGAAGAGAAGCACAGAGAGGAUCAUGGGACACCCAAACUCUCCUGGGCCCAACGUCUGUCCCACGCCCUCCACAGUGAGUCCCAGGGCUACAGCACAGUAGGAGAGGCAGCACCACCCCCUCGCUGCCUCUCCUUACCCUCCAACCUGUACCCGUCGGAGCCAGAUGAGGACCAGACGAUAUCCCCCUACGCCAGCUACACAUCUCUCUCUGAGCAGACUGAACCCAUCAUCUGUGGCUGGCUGGAUAAGCUAUCACCACAAGGGAACUAUGUAUUCCAGAAACGCUAUGUGAAGUUUGAUGGCAAAAAUCUGCUGUACUUCGGCAGUGAAAAGGACCCGUACCCCAAAGGAGUGAUCCCUCUGGCUGCGAUACAGAUGGCCCGCAUGGCCAAAGACAAUAAAUUUGAGAUAGUGACAAGUCACAGGACAUUUGUCUUCCGGGCUGAUAACGAAGUGCAGAGACAUCAGUGGUGCAGUACCCUACAGGGGAGGGUGAAGGAACAGCUUGUGUUCGGGCGCCCUCGCUUCGGUCCUGGCAGCCACUGUCAGAGGAGUGGUCCUCUGGAGCUCAAAGGAACCAAGUCAAAAGUCUACGUGGCCAUCAACACAGAGCAGGUCUGGCUGUACAAGACUGAGCAGUGUUUUAGGAAUGGGAUUGGAAUCACGCUGAUCGAGGCCAGAGGAGCUACGAUCAGAGACGGAAAAGGAAAAAGCUUUGACCUCAUCACACCUUACAAAACAUUCAGUUUCACAGCUGAGUCUGAGCGGGAUAAGAGGGACUGGAUGGAGGCUGUACAGGAGUCCAUAGCAGAGACCCUGUCUGACUACGAGGUGGCUGAGAAGAUCUGGUCCAACAGGUUUAAUAAGCUCUGUGCUGACUGCCAAGCAGUCAACCCUGACUGGGCCUCCAUUAACCUCUGUGUUGUCAUCUGUAAGAACUGUGCAGGUCAACACAGAGGUCUGGGGACUAUGGUGUCUAAAGUACAGAGUCUGAAACUGGACACCAGCGUGUGGAGCAACGAGAUCGUCCAGCUCUUCAUAAUGUUGGGGAACGACCGAGCCAAUGAGUUCUGGGCGGCCAGGUUAUCUCCAGCCGACGGGUUAGACCGUGACGCCACACCGGACCAGCGGAAGGAGUUUAUCAUCCAUAAGUACCGUGAGGGGCGCUACCGACACCCCCACCCCAACUUCAACACACAGGAGGAGCUGCUCAAGGUUCUGUGUACUGCUGUGACCCAGCAGAACCUGCUGAAGACAGUCACCCAGAUCUUCACCGAGGCAGAGGCGGUCCGAUCCCGCCUCGCUGCCUCUAAUGGAUAUGACAAGCAUCUGUCUCAGGAAUACUCCCGCUCACAGGACACCUCGGACCACUGUGUCUAUGAUGAGAUUAUGCAGGCCGUGCUGCACUCCGGCUACCUCUACAAGUCAGCCUCAAUGAACAAAGGGACAUUAUCCAGGAAAACCAGAGAAGAUUUCCAGAAGUACUGGUGCACGGUGGAGAGGUCUCUUCUGUUCUAUGAGUCUGACCGAUGUCCUGAUCCUAGCAUGAAGAUCAACGUCAAAGACAUCGUCUGUCUGGGGGUCAGCAGGCCGGACUCCUGCAACAACAACGGCUUCAUUGACAGGUUCCUCUAUACGUUUCAACUGUACUUGUCCUCAGAGAAGCUCUAUCAGUUUGGAUUGGAAACUCCUGAUGCGCUGCAAUGUUGGGUCAAGGCCAUCGGAAAGGCCGCCACACCUUUAAGCUGCCAUUGCCUGCUAGCGAGGGAGUUUGAGCGGGUGGGAGUGCUGCGUUACAAGGCCAUGCGAGACCCUUCUCAGUGGAAAGUGGGAUAUUUUGUCCUUCAGAAGUCUAACCUCUUCAUCUGCCCAGGGAACGACGGAGCAGCUGAGGACAUUAUCAACCUUAAACGUCUGCAAGAGCUCAGUAUAGUAACUGAGAACCAAAACCAUGAGAAGAAGGACAUUCUGGUUUUGGUUGAAAAAGGAAGAACGCUUCACCUCCAGGGGAUGGGUCGGUUAGACUUCUCCCUGUGGUACGCAGACAUCCAGAGAGCUGCUGGAGGGAAGGGCAACACCCUGAGAGAACAGCAGCUCAGCAGGAAUGAUAUCCCCAUCAUCGUAGACAGCUGCAUCGCCUUCAUCACACAGUAUGGUCUGGGUCACGAGGGGAUCUACAGGAAGAACGGAGCCGCGUCCAGGAUCAAACUACUGAUGGAGGAGUUCAGGAACGAUGCUCGGAACGUCAAGCUCCGGAUCGGGGAUAACUUCAUAGAGGAUGUGACUGACGUGCUGAAGAGGUUCUUCAGGGAGAUAGACGACCCCAUCUUCAUGGCUGACCUGCAUCAGCUAUGGAAAGAGGCUGUCAGAACAGCCAAGGAUAAGAACCAGCGUCUGGACAGAUACAAGGAGAUCAUCCGUAGUUUACCUAGAGUCAACCGGACUACCCUGGCUGCUCUCAUCAGCCACCUCUACAGGGUUCAGAAGUGUGCAGACCUGAACCAGAUGUGUACCAAGAACCUGUCACUGCUGUUCGCCCCCAGCCUCUUUCAGACAGACGGGAAAGGAGAACACGAGGUGAAGAUCGUUGAAGACCUCAUAGACAACUACCUGUAUGUCUUUGAUAUUGAUGAGGAGCAACAGACCCAGAUAGAACUGGAGCUCAGCCUCAUCACCACCUGGAAGGACACACAGCUGUCCCAAGCAGGUGAUCUGAUCAUUGAAGUGUACCUGGAGAAGAAGAUGGCAGACAGCUGCAUCACUCUCAAAGUAUCUCCAACCAUGGGUGCUGAGGAGUUGACUAACCAGGUCCUGUACAUGAGGAAUGUCCCAGCAGGGGAGAAGGACGUGUGGCUGACGUUCGAGGCCAUAUAUGAAGGACAACUGGAGCGCCCCCUACACCCCAAAGAGAAGGUGCUGGAGCAGGCUCUACAGUGGUGUAAAAUGGCUGAUCCUAGUUCAGCUUACCUGGUGGUGAAGAGAGUUCCCAGAGGAGAGGGCAUCAACAUCCUCACUGCCUACAAGAGUGAGAUCAUGAAAAUGGGAGUUCUGAAGUGUCGUGAAGAUCCUCCCAAACUCCUCCACGGAAAAGUCUUUCAGGAACACACCUUUCAGAUCAAAGACCACAAGCUGCUACUGCUGAGGGACAAAAAGAGCAUCAAGCCGGAAAAGGAAUGGCCUCUGAAGUCUAUGAAGAUCUACAUGGGAAUUCGAAAGAAGCUGAAACCCCCAACUAGAUGGGGCUUUACUCUCAUGAUGGAAAAACAGCAACUGUACCUUUGUUGCUUUUGUGAGUCCGACCUAUGGGACUGGGUCACCAAUUUCCUCAAAGCACAGAAUGAUGACCCCCGACCUCCGGUGUUGAGGCGUCACUCUUCCUCAGACAUCUCCAAACAGAAGUUUGGGACCAUGCCUCUAAUACCAAUCAGAGGGGACGGACACGAGAGCAACUCUACCAUGCUGUCGGCCAAUCAGACUCUGCGAAAGCUUCACGCCAGAAGGACACUCUCCAUGUUUUUUCCCAUGAAGGUGCAGCAGGACUCGUUCGCGGAGCGUCCAGAGAGUACAGAGCCAGAACCCCCAGAGCCUCUGUAUGAGGAAGUAGGAGACUUCGGCCUGCAGGUCCUCAAGUCCCUGGAGACCAGCUUCCUCUCCAAUAACACCUCAGAGACCCAGGUCCCUCUGGGCCCACGGAAGACCUGCUCCCUGGACCGCAUGAUCGGCCUCAACCUGGUGCACUCUCUGGGGCCGGGAGGGGAGGGUCUGCUGCCCCCUGCUGGUUCUCUGGAUACCCUGGUCCUGGGUGGAGGAGGGGACCUCCAGGAGUCUCCCCAGCCAGCGCCAAGGAGGAGGCAGCAGCACAGGCCCUGUACCCCCUCUCAGGAGCUGCUCCUCCAGGAACUGUCCUCCGUCUUCACCAAAAAAACAGAGAAGGAGGAGAAACUGCCAGGAGAGAAGAACGUAAUCUGAGGAGAGGAAGAGAUGUGUGCACAUGUAUUGUAGACUAUUAGACUGUAUUGUAGCCCAGACAGACAGAAUACUGUAAUAGCAUGGGCGUAUGGACACAACCCAUUUGUUUGGGUGGUGUGUCAAAAAUACAUGAUCAGAUAUGAAUAAGCAUUUACUUAUGUUUUAUCCUACAAACUACUUACUGUUCUGCUAUCACUGUAUGUAUGUACAGAUCCGUUUUAUAUUGAAAGAUGCCUUUUUGGAUUAUAACGACCUUGCUAAUUGCUUUAGCUAUGAACUACGUUUUCGUACUUGUUUUUUUGAAUUGUUUACUAAACGACAGAGGGAGAGGAGAAAUGGAUGCUUCUCUCAUCAGGCAUGUCUGGUGGUGAUGCAUUAGGCAUUAAACGAUUAUUUUUGCUAGUAUUAAACGACUGGACUUUAAAUAUAAAUGUGUUACAGUCUCUGUAUGUAAUAAUUUAUUUUUCAAUAAUAUUUUAUCAACUUUUUUUUGUAAAAGCUGUGAAAGUAAGAAAAGGAGAGCUUUGCUUCUAGAAGCUACACUAUCUAGCCAGUAGGUGGCAGUAUGCACUAUCUCCUAGACAGCCACAGAUAACCCCAUGUGUUGCUACACUAUCUGGCCAGAAGGUGGCAGUAUGCACUAUCUCCUAGACAGCCACAGAUAACCCAGUGUGUUGCUACACUAUCUCCUAGACAGCCACAGAUAACCCCAUGUGUUGCUACACUAUCUGGCCAGAAGGUGGCAGUAUAUGCACGAUCUCCUAGACAGCCACAGAUAACCCCGUGUGUUGCUACACUAUCUGGCCAGAAGGUGGCAGUAUACACUAUCUCCUAGACAGCCACAGAUAACCCCGUGUGUUGCUACACUAUCUGGCCAGAAGGUGGCAGUAUGCACUAUCUCCUAGACAGCCACAGAUAACCCCGUGUGUUGCUACACUAUCUGGCCAGAAGGUGGCAGUAUACACUCACUAUCCUUUAUAUAGUACAAAUGGAUCCUUUGUUUUAUUCACCGUUGCACAACCACUGUCUGAUGUGAAUAAAGCCAAAUAUAACGAUUGUUAGUGGCACUACAUCUGAAUAUUCUGAAUUCAUGUAUACACUUCCAAGUCUAAUGCUUUUUCAUCAGUCUAAAUAGACAAUAAUAUAUUCCAAUUGGACUGCCUUUGCCAAGUGUGUUAUAAUGCAUUUGCCUGCAUUGUCGUCCAUUAGUCAUUAUUCACAACUUACUGUAAAUAGUGUACAUUCUUCUGUAUGCUUAUACCACUUCAAUAUUCAUAAUGCAGUAUUUUACGUUGCUACAUGAAGGACUAUAUUAAAUGUGAUAUUUUUGUUUUA
Molecule: messenger RNA, 6769 nt
Organism: Oncorhynchus kisutch (coho salmon)
Lineage: Eukaryota; Metazoa; Chordata; Actinopteri; Salmoniformes; Salmonidae
Product: arf-GAP with Rho-GAP domain, ANK repeat and PH domain-containing protein 3
Exons: 32
Coding region: 209-5434 (1741 amino acids)
Biological process (GO): signal transduction; positive regulation of GTPase activity
Cellular component (GO): cytoplasm
Molecular function (GO): protein binding; GTPase activator activity; phosphatidylinositol-3,4,5-trisphosphate binding
Source: RefSeq, a predicted model, not a curated record